UCCUUGCUUUACCGCUUAGAACUCCUUACACAUUCCCCAACUCCAAAUCAAAUCAGCCGUAAACAUAAAAUUUAAAUCAAAAUUGUGAGUUUUCAUAUAAAUUUCUACUUCACCAUGGCGGAUCCGAGUAUCAAUGACGUCGAUGAGACUGUGGCCCCUCCCCUCGGAGGCGAUGACAGCUUCAAUCUGAACAAGCGGCUAGAUUGCGAGCAUUUAGAUCAAAUGACGGAUAAUUGGACCGAUUAUCGAAGACCCUCGUUUAUCACCGAACUUCUGCGAUUUUUCGGCAACGUAUUUGUCGAUAUAUUUAAUGCAAUUUUCAACUGAGAGGCAAAACAUAUAAUCUGUAUAGCAAAACUAAUAAAAUCUUUAGUCAUAAAA
Drosophila mauritiana is the source of this 381-nucleotide messenger RNA. RefSeq lists its product as uncharacterized. The coding region runs from base 115 to 327 and encodes 70 amino acids. The transcript has 3 exons. The record is from RefSeq and is a predicted model, not a curated record. Lineage: Eukaryota; Metazoa; Arthropoda; Insecta; Diptera; Drosophilidae.